Molecule: messenger RNA, 7023 nt
Organism: Bacillus rossius redtenbacheri
Lineage: Eukaryota; Metazoa; Arthropoda; Insecta; Phasmatodea; Bacillidae
Gene: ash2
Product: set1/Ash2 histone methyltransferase complex subunit ASH2
Exons: 2
Coding region: 4521-6272 (583 amino acids)
Cellular component (GO): Set1C/COMPASS complex
Molecular function (GO): protein binding; transcription cis-regulatory region binding
Source: RefSeq, a predicted model, not a curated record
AUAAACCACUUCGUUUAAACCAUGAUUUAAACCAUUGUAGUUUAAAUCAGCCAUUCAGAUGUGCAGUGUGUCUGGACUUCAAUUCUUUGAUGCUACAACUUCAAUGGUUCAACAUGAGUGGCAGAAAGCGGGAUAUUGUAUGGCUUUUAUUUGAAGAAGUUAAGGGUGUGAGGGCCAAAUGUAAAAAACAUGGCAACGAACUUGAGGGUCAAGUUAUCAGAAUGAAAAAUCACCUCUAGAGAAAGCAUCCAAAUUUGUAUUUCUGUUUAAAGCAUUCAACAAAAACAAUCUACAGUUAUGUGAUAUGACCUGCAAUACAAACAGGAAAGAACAAGCUUAAUUUUUUUUAACUGAUAAACCACAAGACCAAAGGGAAAAGAGUGUGUGUUUUCUUUAAGCAUUUAUUAAUAACAUCUAGGUUUGGCGAGUUUAUUCUGUUAUACACACUGUAGUACUGUCAGUUUUUCUUUUCUUUUAGUACUUUAACAAUAUACUUGUGCAAACUCUUUGGUAGGUAUUAGAAUCACCAGUGGAUAAAUGGAUUUAUAAAACACACACGCACACACAUAAAUAGUUUGAGUGUGGUGAGAGCCAAAAUAAUUAACACAAUAGAAAAACCUGGUUUAAACCAAAAAAAACCUGGUUAGGUUUUUUAAAAUAAACCAGGUUUUUUUUCCAACCCUGGCCUGUGGAGAUUUCGUGCUAACUGAAAUUUACAGACGUGCUAUUCAAGACUGGGGCAGUAAAAUUAACAUAGCCCUAAAUGAAUCUGUGCAAUCUGAAGACGUGCUAAGUGAGAGAUAGGUGUAUAGUGAAUCACUAUUUACAAUAUUUAUAACUUAUAUACAUAUGCAGUUUUUAAAAUAUUUGUCUAUUCCGGCAUCAUGCAAAAAACUUUUGGGCAGUUUUCAGUGUAAUUUUUUUUUAUUAUUGAAUCUGAUCACAAAGCAUAAAUAUUUAUAUAAAUGUUUUAUAAGUCGGGAGGGUAAGGGCCUGUGCUACUACAAAGUAAAGUGUAAGCGUUUGUCAACCACAGUUACGAAAACCUUUUUUUGAAUUGUGAACACAUUAAUGGCACCGUAUGCCCGAGCACACACACAUGGUGUGCAGAGCUUCAGGAAAAACAAAGCAAUUUCAAAACUAUUCAAUAUAUCAGGGUGGGAUCUGUUUACAAAAAGAACUCGCUGAGUGCCGAAAAGUACUUUUGAUUUUGGCUUAAAUUUUCAAACUAUAUUUUUAGAAGAGUUAAAAUGGCUAAGAGGCAUGUUUUCAGAGUAAUUUUUAGGCAUAAAACAACCGGUAUAGAUUCUUAAAGGCACUUAAGAGCCUUUCAUUACACCUUUACCUUAAUUUCUUGCCAUAUAAUGUUAUGGUCAGUGCUCAAAUUUCAUGGUUAUCUUAUGGGCGACAAGAAGACUGCGUGCCAGUUCAUAGUCUUUACUUAUCAUCCCACCUCACUAAUUCACAUACACCCAGACUAGAUGGGCCCUCUAAUUAAUCAUUUUUAAAUGCCUGGAUAUAUUCAGUUUGGUUUGUUAUGAAAGUAAAAAAAAACAUAUAAAAAAGUAAACUUGUUGAAUCCCUCAUAAAACUUUAUUUUUUAUUUAGAUAAAAUCAAAAAUUUAUAUAUUUGCAUAGUACAACAAUUUUUGAUGUAAUGCAUGGAUUGGGAGUUAUUGCUGGAUUUGAUAUUUUAAGGACAAAUUAAAUCAAGAGUUACCAAAUGUACUAAAGUUAAAUCUAGAGGCUGUAAACACACAUAGAUAUGAAAUUUAAUCAAAAUAGGUUUACUAUAAGUUUUAAAAUUCGGUAAUUUAUUAAAUACUCAAUAAAUGUUGAAUGUUAUGUGGAUAUGAACUUUAGCUCAGAAACUUUUCUGGCUUAUAAAUAUUUUUUUAUGCGAUACACAUGUUGCAAGUUAUUGUGGAAUUUGCUAACCAAUUUUGACAGAACACAAAAAGUAAUAUGUAUAAAAUGAAAAACCCCUAGACAUGAAUUAUUAUUUAUGUCAGAUAAAUUGAUAAUUUAAAAAUUAUUUUAAUUGAAAAAUUUGGUAAAUUAGGUAAUUUCAAACAUCUAAAACAAAGUUUUUCAUUGUCAAAUUUUUGAAAAAAUUUCCUAAACGCUACCAAUUUUUGUUCAAAAAUAACUCGAUGAGAAAUGUUUUAUUCUUUUAGUUUUGAAACAAAUUCUAUUCAUGGGUGACCUUCAUCAGUUAGCUAGCUACUACUAACUCAAUUUUUCAAGUUAGGUACUAAUCUCAUUUAGGUGUCAAAUGAAAGCUAACUUUUAGCUCUUAUAACUAAAUAAAAACAGCCAUGAAAAUCAAUUAUUUGUAAUAACAUUUUUUGAGUUUUUUUUAAACUGUGGUUUUGCUCAUAAGUUAUUAAUAUCACUUCUUUGCGAUCGGUAGGUGAAAUGAGACUGUAAUGUAUGUAUGUAUCAGGGCAGAAGGGGAUUUGGUAUUUCUCCGCCAAGAAUAUUCAAGAACUUUUUUGGUGAAUAUAUGAUCAUUUUACCGAAAUAAAGCUUAUACAAUUAGCAUAUUUUAUUGGCAAUAAUUAGAAAAUUUAAAAAAAAGGAAAGCUUACUUAAUGUGUGCGUAGAACUAAAAAAUUUCCAAAACCAAUAAAACAGAAGACAUAUUUAUUUGACAAUCUAGACAUCCAUUCAGUUUUACUUAAUGCAUGAAAAGUAAUCAUGUCUAAAACAAGUGUUUGGAAUAUGUACAUAAAAACUAAAAAUUUUAACUUAAGUUUACAAAAUAUAUAUGAUUCCGGCCAAUGAAGCUUAAAACAUUUAUGUACCACAUGUGGCAUAGACAUGGGCUGUAAAUUAACCUUACGGUAAGAUCACAGCACCUUUUCCGGUCUUGUAUUUUACAAGUAAAUACAGUCAGUAUACUGUUGGAAAAUAUUUACUGCUACUGAAGACUCUAAAUCUAUCAAAAAUGCUAAUAUUUUUAAUCAUUACAUGUUUUCAGUUCUUACCUUCAGAUUGUCCUUCCAAAAAUGUGUCCAAUAUGAUUAAUUGAUAAUCACAUAAAAAUCACUCCUCACGCAAUUGUAGGCUACAGUUAAAUAUAAACUGUGCUUAUUAAAAAAAUAUAUACAAGGAGUAAAUGACUCAAAUCCUCCUCUGAUAAAUUGGUUGUGAAUUAUAAUUAUGUCAGUUUUAUUUUAAAAUAUAUGUAGGUUGAGUCUGAAUUUAACUGACAACUUCAGUGUCAUGUUUAUCACAGCAUACCACAACUAAUGAUCUGACAUGCUUCCUAAGGCUGAUAUACGACUUGGAACUGAACAACUGGUUGAUUGCAAAUAAUAAAUAAAAAGUAUUUAAGCUGGAUAAUGUUUGGUUUAACUCAGUUCCACAACAACCGAAAAACUUGUCAUAAAAAAAAUUUCAUUGAAUUAAUGGAGGGUAACAUCCUUAUUUCCCAUAAAGUUUUUGUGAACCGGGAUGAAUAAUGUGGUUUUUAAGGCAGAUAAUUAAUCAAAAUGUCAGAACUAACAAAAAAAGGUUGCCAUGUGUUUUCAAGAACUAAAACUGCAUGCAACAUACACGACACCCAGUUUGCUAGAAUGGCUGCAAAUCAGGGGCAUUGAUUGUUUAGGUACAUGCCUGUAAGGUAUGUAUAGUGAAUAACAUUUAAUCUAUAUAUAUAAAAAUUGAUGUGUGUAUGUAUGAUCCCUAUGGACUCCAAAAUGGCUGGACCAAAUUUGAUGAAAUUUUCAGGCAUUCUUCAGAUUAGCCCAGUGGGUGAUCCUGUGAAGUUUAUUAGCGAUUGACCAACCAAUUAAAAUUUUUUUUUGUUAUUUUGUGUCAUAUUUUCAAUACAAAUUAAUACAAAAAUUAAGUUUUUUUCUAUUAUUUUUUAAAUUUUUGAACAUUCACAAUUAAAAGCUAUAUUAGAGUCGCUAGUCAAUAAUAAAACAUAAACAACUGCAGACAAAAUUAAUGCAAAAAAAUGGGAAUGCUGAAAAAAAAACCACACGUGUCAUCAGUUACAAGAAAAGAAAUAAGGUUGCACCUUAGAAUGUUAAUAAAAAUGUCUUCUCCAAAAAAUAAUUGGUGAUUCUGUGACAUUACUUUCCAUAAAAUAAUUUGCAAUAAAUGUUCCUGAAACUUUGAAAGAACAUUGUAUACAAAAAAAAGGGUGCCUUUUUAUAUGGUGAUUAAAAAAUUUUAUUUCUGUGUAUUUAGGGAUAAACAAAACAGGUAACUUUUGAGCUCGCUUAAUUAGUAGAUUGUGAUUGAUGCCAAUUAAGUUAUCACAAGUUGCAAGGUCUAAAUAAAUAAUCUUCAUACAUAGCAUUAAUUUAUUUUACAAAAGUUGCCCUACAGUGUCUGGUACAUAACUUAGUGCGGCACUCCUUACUGAACUCUUCUAAAACACUGUGCACGUCUGAUAUAUCCAGCAGCUGUAUGCAAGAUCUUCUUGAGAUUCCACAGGCAGGCUUUGCAUGUACUCCCACAGGAACAACUAAUCAAUUGAGAUCGGCAUCCAUGGCUGCCAGGCAAUGGGACAUCCUUGCCCUUGUCGUUGUCAUAAUACUGACGAUCUUGUAAGGUGCGUGAUCGGUAUCCAUUACCUGGUCUCCAGUGGAACGUCUAAUGUUAACAGAGCAGAAGCCAUGGCUUCAGAAGCAAAUCCACAAGAUGCUGUCGUGGAUGGCAGCAAGGAGCUGGUUCCGGCCAAGCCAACACAGGAGCGGGACGGGAAUUGUUAUUGCGGUAAGGAGCGUAACCUCAACAUAGUGGAGCUGUUGUGCGCGAGCUGCCUGCGUUGGUUCCACGAGUCCUGUAUCGGCUACCAGCUGGGCAAGCUGGUGCCUUUCAUGACCAACUACAUCUUCGUGUGCAAGAACUGCUCGCCCACGGGUCUGGAGAGCUUCAAGAAGUGCCAGGCCCAGUUCUCGCAGAUGUGCGUCACCGCCAUCGGCAACCUGACUCAGGCAUCCGUCAAGGCCGGGGUGCCCCGGGCCAUGUUCUCCAAGGACCGCGAGAUCAUCCCGUUCAUCGACAGCCACUGGGAGGGCAUGACGACGAUGCCACGUAGGGUGACCCAGUCCUGGCACGCCACGGUGCAUCGUGCGCUGGCCAAGGACGUGGGCACGCUGUUUGCCUGCGAGGACGGGGCCGUGCUGACGUGCGGUCUGCUCGCCGGUCUUACGCAGAUCAAGCCCAACUACGAGGCCAUGAUCAGGGGUGGCCACCUCAAGGUCACCGAGCUGGGCAUACAGCACGUGCAGAUGGGAGGCGGAGCCCGGGGCCGCAGCACCAAGCGCAAGGUCUUGGGUGAAGGCAGUGUCACGACCGGGAAGAAAGGUCGUUCCGGGGAUGUGGGUGCGACCAAGCUUUCCGCCCACGGCUACCCCACGGAGCACCCUUACAACAAGGACGGCUAUCGCUACGUGCUGGCCGAACCCGAUCCGCACGCUCCCUUCCGACAGGAGUUCGACGAGAGCAGUGACUGGGCAGGCAAGCCCAUCCCAGGGUGGCUGUACCGUACGCUCAGUCCCGGGUCGGUGCUGCUCGCCUUACACGAUCGAGCUCCACAGCUGAAGAUCUCGGAGGACAGGCUGGCGGUGACCGGGGAAAAGGGCUACUCAGCAGUGCGUGCCACGCAUGCGGUUGGGCGUGGCACAUGGUACUGGGAGGCGACUAUCGAGGAGUUGCCGGAGGGCUCUGCUACUCGACUUGGAUGGGGCCAGGAAUAUGCCAAUCUGCAGGCCCCUCUCGGGUACGACAAGUUUGGCUACUCGUGGAGGUCACGCAAAGGAACUCGCUUCCACGAGAGUCACGGCAAGCACUAUUGCACGGGGGGUUAUGGAGAGGGCGACACAUUGGGGUUCUUGAUAAUGCUGCCAGAGUCACCUCAUGUCGACCUGGUGCCUCGCACUUACAAGGACAGACCGUUGGUCAAGUUCAAGUGCCAUUUGUAUUAUGAAGAGAAGGACAAUGUUACAGAAGCAUUGAAGACUCUUAGACCAUUGUCCGGAAGCAAGGUCGUGUUCUUCAAAAAUGGCCAGUGUCAGGGAGUUGCUUUCGAGAAUGUGUAUGGUGGUGCAUACUACCCCACUUUGUCACUUUUUAAAAAUGCUACAGUGUCUGUAAAUUUUGGCCCUAACUUUAGGUACAUGCCAACUGGCUUUACAUUCCGUGGAAUGUUUGAGAAAGCAGAGGAUGCCAUCUGUGAGCAGACCAUGGCUGACCUGAUGUUUCUAACUGAGAACGAAGGCAAGUUGCGCAUAGACACAUUCUGCUCCUAGUUCACAUGAAUGCCACCACUGUGACCUCUACCACAGGGUGGCACUAAGCGAUAGUGCUGUGUACAAUUGAGUUGCUGUGUACGAUCGAGUUGGUGAGUCGCAGUUGUUGUGUCUGAACUGUUCCACUUGAGAAUUAUGAGGAUUUUAUGGUUUGUACUAACUUUAGCCACUGUAAAAAGUAUUUGUGUCAUGGCUUGUACUCAAUUCUCAUUAAUUCUUUGUGUAUUAAUAAUCAUUGUGAUACUGUUGUAAUGCAGGCAUAAUUACCAUUUAUUUUUUAUAUUCUCUAAAAGAAAAUGUGUACUUGAAAGUAAAAGAUGCACUUAAAUCUAAAUAACAUAUUAAUUUUUUUGAUAGAGUGUAAUAUUGGUGAAUUUUUUUAUGUAUUUAACUGUUAUCUUAUUGCUGUCCAACAUGUUUUGUGCAAAGACUGUACUAGUCCUCCUUCAACCUGAAAUAAGGGGUUGUUCUUUGAGAUUAUAAGUGCUCAGUGUCUUUUUGAAUCAAAUACAAGCUAUUCUUAUACAGUAAUGCAUCUGUAAUCAUCAGAAUUUUAUCGUAAGUGACAAUUGAAGCCAUAUGCUGAAUUACUGUUUUACUUAAUAAACUGCUAUUUUUAUACUUAUCACAAAUAUUGCUGUGUUUGCCUGCAAAUGUAGGAAGUUAUUUUAAUUGUAAGCUGCACCCUAUUUUCAAGACACUAAAAAUAAAAAAUUUAGUUGAUCUUAUAAUUAAAUAAAUUUGGCAAAUG